This is a messenger RNA of Lizanozyma spartinae, 918 nucleotides long. It is a transcript of the gene NIT2, whose product is annotated as putative hydrolase. Bases 1 to 918 code for a protein of 305 amino acids. The transcript has a single exon. Lineage: Eukaryota; Fungi; Ascomycota; Pichiomycetes; Serinales; Debaryomycetaceae. The record is from RefSeq and is a predicted model, not a curated record.
AUGAGUCUCCGUAUAGGAUUAGGCCAGAUAUGUUCAUCUUCCAACGUUAAAGCCAAUGCUCGAGUUGUAAGCAAAUUAAUCAACAAAGCACUUGCAUGUCAAUUGGAUGUUCUCUUCCUCCCUGAAGCCAGUGACUAUAUAUCCAGUAGUAGUGAACAUGGACUUUUAUUAGUUGAGAGUGUUGAAACCGAUUUCGUUGCCGCUAUUAAAGGACUAGUUCGAGGUACUCCUCUCCAGGUGGCUGUAGGGAUCCAUUCGCCUGGUGUUAACAAAGAAAAGGUUAAGAAUGAGUUAUUGUGGAUAAGUGAUGGGGAAGUGAAGCAUCGGUACCAAAAGAUUCAUUUAUUUGAUGUUAAUGUUCCUCAAGGUCCGAUAUUACAAGAACUGAAAAGUGUUGAACGAGGUGAUACAUUAUGUAAACCAUUUUCCAUUGGCGAUGGUGAUGGUGAUGAAACGGGCAAAUGGAAGGUGGGAUUAGGUAUUUGUUAUGAUAUUAGAUUUCCUGAAAUGGGUUUAGCUUUAAGACUGGCAGGUGCUAAUAUCAUUACUUACCCACUGGCAUUCACUACCAAAACAGGUGAAGCACAUUGGAAGGCAUUAGGAAUCGCCAGAGCAUUGGAUACACAAAGCUAUGUGAUUAUGGCAGCUCAAUGUGGUUCUCAUGAUACCCUGUAUUUGAGACCUGAAAGUAAUAAUGGGGCAGUUGUUAAGCGUAUUAGUUAUGGUGCUUCACUUGUGGUUGAUCCGUGGGGGGUGGUCGUGUGCGAGGCGAAGAAAUACAGUGAUUCAGCCUUAACUGAUGACAUAGACCAAGAUGGUGAUUACUAUCAGUUAGUAGAAGCAGUAUUAGAUUGGCAACUGUUGGCUACAAUAAGACAAAACAUGCCAUUAGAAGAUCAUAGAGUACAAUGGAAAUAA